CACACAACCGCCACAAUGGGCCUGGCUACUAACGUUAACCAGCAUUCCAUGACCUCAGACUGGCCGCUCAAGGACCGGGCAACAUGGAAUAGCUACCAGCGCUUCAUCGAUCUCAUCAACAUCUAUCCUGUCUUUCCAAACAAGCCACUGCCUGUCCAUCCGAAGACCGAUAAGCUCCCAUACAUGUCGCAACUAUCGCAGCACCUCUUUAUCAUCUUCUUCGCCGCCGUGCCCCUGCUACUACACCAAGCGUGGGUCACCCUGACUGGGCACGGCCUCGGAAAGCUCGCCACAUUUCUCUCCUACAAUGGCGUAUACACAUUGGUGGCGAUCCAUGAAGUUCGCAUGCUGCGUCGUCUAUCAUACGAACAUGGCUGCUUAGAUGGAGAUGUUCACAAGCGAGACGAUAUUCCUAACACCGGCGCGGGGAAGAUAAUAGGCUCGAUGCACAAGACCGCAGCCUUCCGCAUGGCGAUGGCUGUCCUUGUCACCUACAACCCCGGUGUGUCUCCCCUGGAUGCGAUUAGGGACACAACCUCGUGGGCUCCUUUCCUUGCAAAGCUCAGCCUGUACGGUGUCGUUCUCGACUUCUGGUUCUACAGCUACCACCGGGCCUGCCACGAGGUGCCCUCUCUUUGGAAAUACCACCGCACACACCAUUUAACCAAGCACCCCACUGCCGUUUUCUCCGCGUUUGCCGAUGACGAGCAGGAAAUCAUUGAAAUGGUUAUCGUGCCGUUCCUGACUUUUGCCACGUUAUGGGUAAUCGGCCUCCCACUGGGCUUCUAUGAGUGGUGGGUCUGCUACGAGUAUGUCACUUACGCCGAAGUCAUGGGCCACAGUGGCGUCCGUGUCCAUACUAUCGUGCCUUCGCCAAUUACAUGGCUGCUGAAGCUCUGUGAUGCCGAAUUGGCAUUGGAAGACCACGACAUGCAUCAUCGCAAGGGAUGGAGGAAGAGUUUCAACUAUGGAAAGCAGACCAGGGUAUGGGACCGACUGUUCAACAGCUGCCUGGAUAGAGUGGAGGCAGAGGCAUCGAAUAUCGACUAUGGGAAUGUGGUGUUGAUGCCUAUUUUCUAGACCUACUAUCAA
Aspergillus versicolor CBS 583.65 is the source of this 1092-nucleotide messenger RNA. RefSeq names its product sterol desaturase family protein. Bases 16 to 1080 code for a protein of 354 amino acids. Gene Ontology annotation, biological process: ergosterol biosynthetic process. The transcript has a single exon. NCBI's taxonomy places the organism in Eukaryota, Fungi, Ascomycota, Eurotiomycetes, Eurotiales, Aspergillaceae. Gene Ontology annotation, molecular function: iron ion binding; C-4 methylsterol oxidase activity. The record is from RefSeq and is a predicted model, not a curated record.